GGUUUGGCAACAAGCAUGUUUCACUAACCCUUGCACAUGUGUGAGUACGUUGGAGUACAUCGCACAUUGUCUAUUCGACCAAAAGAAAUUUAAGAUUUAACUCAAUUUUCUUGUGUGAUUCGACAUGAAGAAGAAACGGGUAAAUGCGCAGUCAGUUGAGAUGACUCCAUCAGAAUUAGCCAAUGACCUGGAGAAGGAGGAAAAUGAGCCUCCUGUUAAAGUGAAAAAGAGAAAUCGUGAGAAGGUGGCAUACCACCCAGUCAAGUUGUCCAGAAGUGACCUGUACAGAGCCCCAACAGUGGAGGAACUCAACCAGCUGAAAGAGGCUGAGAGCUUAUUUCACUGCAGCUUGCUCAAAAUGCAGAUGGAGGAACUGUUGAAAGAAAUUGCCCUCAGUGAACGCAGGAAACUGCUAAUAGAUGCUUUUGUUGAGAUGGUCACCAAGCUCCUGAAGACUGUACCACGGUCACCUGACGUGGAGGUAAAUGACCUGUCAUGGCUAUCCAAUGAUGUGAAGGUACCUAUCCUCCUGUUACCAAAAACACAAAAGAGCAAGUUCCACAUAGCGCCUCCCGCUUCUGUUGAUCUGAUUGGAAGUUACCCCUUGGGAACCUGUACCAAACCACGCGUCGUGGUUGACCUGGCUGUCACAAUCCCAGCUGGUAUCCUCCACAACAAAGACUUCUUAAACCAGAGGUAUCCCAGGAAAAAAGCAAUCUACCUGGCAGGUCUGGCUCAGUAUCUGAGAGCCUCUUCAGAUAUAGGAUCCAUGUCCUACUCUUGCCUUCAUGGGAAUCGGCUUCGUCCCAUUCUGCUGCUGAGUCCUCCUGGUAAAGACUCAUCUGCCUUGAUGGUCCGCCUUCAUGCUUGUCCACCUCCUGGAUUUUUCAAGCCCAAGCGUUUCCACCCUCAGGUGAAUAACAUCAGGACAGGCUGGUACACCGGGGUGAACAACACACACUCUGAGAUCAGUGAGCCUCCCACUCCACAUUACAAUAGCACCCUUCUGGGUGAUCUGCUCCCCAGGGCUCACCUUCAGUUUUUGUCUGCUGUGAGCAUUCAGUGCUCCGCUUUUCCCGACGGGGUGGCUUUGCUCAAAGUCUGGCUCCGUCAGCGAGAGCUUGACCAGGGCACUGGGUGUUUUAACGGCUUUCUGGCCUCCAUGCUCUUGGCGUACCUUCUGAUGAUGCACAGAAUCAGCAACAACAUGACUGCCUAUCAGCUACUGCGAAACACCUUAAACUUUCUGGCAUUGACAGACAUGACAGUGAAUGGAAUCAGCUUGGCCAAAGAACCUGACUCGACAGCUCCAUCGCUGGCAGACUUUCACGAUGCAUUCCAGGUUGUGUUCAUUGAUCCGUCAGGACACCUCAACAUGUGUGCCGACAUGACGGCAUGCACCUACAAGCAGCUGCAGCAGGAGGCGUCAGUGUCCAUGCAGUUCUGGGACGACCCCACUGUGGAUGGUUUCCACAGCCUCCUCAUGACCCCAAAAUCUAUGAUGAGGACCAGUGACUACGUCUUCCAAUUAUGUGAACUUGCAAAGCUUCAGGCCAGCUGUAAGAAGCUGAACCUCCUCAGUGAGCUGAUGGACCACAGUGGAAACUACGUGCACACAGCUCUCCCGUUUAUACUGUCGCUGCUUCAGAGAGGACUCGGCCAAAGGAUCAGCCUUCUCACCCACUCACUUUCCCCUGACCCUGAGUGGUCGCUGGAGAGCGAACCCCCAAAGCACAAAGCCCAGCCACCUCUCACUUUUGGUUUGUUGCUGUGGCCUGAGCUGGCAACCUCUGUCUUGGAACGAGGACCUCCAGCAGACAGCCCUAAGGCUGCUGAUUUUCGGCAGCUUUGGGGCACUCGCUCGGAGCUCCGUCGUUUUCAGGACGGCGCCAUCACUGAAGCUGUCCUGUGGCAAGGAGACAGCAUGUGCCAGAAACGGCUGGUACCACAACAGAUCAUCACAUACCUACUACAACUCCAUGCAGACAUCCCUGAGUCUUGUGUGCGACAAGUUGGGGCAAUUGUUGAGGACGUCAUCAAAAUGAGAAGUCAGGUGCCAAGUACUGGAGAAGAGGAAAGCUUGCGUGUGGUUCAGUCCUACGAUGACCUGAGCAGGAAACUUUGGAAACUUGAAGGUCUUCCGCUCUCUAUUACAUCAGUGCAAGGAGCCCACCCGUCACUCAGAUACACACAGGUUUUUCCUCCUAUCCCUCUCAAGUUCGACUACUCCUUCUUUGACAAAGCAAAGGCUUUCCAACUACUGGUACCAAAGGAGGGUAAACCGUGCCCGGCUUAUGUCAACCCCAUCACAGUGAUCUGUCACAUGGAGGGAAGUGGAAAGUGGCCUCACGACCGCCUCGCCAUUCACCACAUCCGAGCUGCAUUCCACAUUCGCCUGGGAGAGUUACUUAAGAUGCAGCAUGACUACACAUGCAAACCCUGUGCCACACACCUGGACGUCUGGAAGGAUGGCUUUGUGUUCCGCAUCCAGGUGGCGUACCAUCGAGAGCCCCAGAUACUGAGAGAGAGCGUAAGUCCUGAGGGGCUGCUGGUCGUCAGGGACAACGAGGAGGCUCUGAGCUUGGAGAUGAGCACCAUACACAAGCCUCUACUAACCAGCACACUGCAUGGGCUUCAGCAGCAACACCCCUGUUUCGGAGCAGUGUGUCGCUUGGCCAAACGUUGGCUGGGGGCCCAACUCUUCAGCGAAGACAUCACAGAGGACACAGCGGACCUCCUGGUGGCGUCCCUCUUUCUGCAGCCUGCACCAUUCCCCCCUCCUGGUUCUCCUCAGGUGGGCUUCCUCCGCUUCCUUCAUCUGCUCUCCUUCUUUGACUGGAGGAACAACCCGCUGGUCGUCAACUUCAACAAGCAGCUCACAGUGGCCGACUACACAGAGAUCAAGAAUGACUUCAUGGCCUCCAGGGAGUACCUACCCGUCAUGUUUAUAGCAACGCCUAGAGACAAAAAACUUUCGAUGUGGACCAAGAGAGCCCCCACUGUCCAGGACGCAUUUGGAGACCUGGCCCUUUUCUUUUGCGAUCCCUAUGGAGGAUCAGUGAUCGCCGUUUUAUGGAAGCCCAAGGCCUUCGCCCCUCUGCCCUUCAAGACGUCCCAGUUGUCUGCCAGAAGUGUCAAGGAAACUGGCGAAGAAGCAAACACGGUUCCCAAUGUGGAAGCUAUACUGGAGGACUUCAGCAUCAUUGGAAAGGAUUUGGUCAAAUCGGUGGAGGCCAGGACUGAAAGAUGGUCGUUUUAGUUUGACAUUAAUUCUCAACUCCAUUUUCCAUACAUUUGGAAAAGACAAUAAAGCAAUCAUGCAUUUGUAAUGUUUUGAUCAUGUUGAACCAUAUCUAAUAUAUAUAGACUGUAUUUCUCUCCCUUUUAGCUCUUGAAACCUCACCAGCAUUUUGUCUCUACUUGGAAACAAAACACGGUUGUGAUAUUUCACAACACUGUGGUAUCAGAAGGUGAUGAAACGUUUUACUUGUAUCAAAUGCAGAAAUUCACAGAUGAUGAUAAAUUCAUAGUUCAGAAGUCACCCAAACAGCCGAGGUGUGUCCUCCGCCUCUUGCCCAAAGUCAGCUGGGAAAGGCUGCUCACCCAUGACCCUAAUGAGGAUAAACUGUAUAGAAAAUGGAUGGAUAGUGUCUUAAAGUAAAUCUGCAAAUAUCUAUCAAUAAAUAGGAAUGAGAUAAAGGUGUGUGUGUGCGCGACUGGCUGGUGCCCAAUACGAGGUGUACCCUGCCUCUCGCCCAGUCGGUUGGGAUAAGUUCCAACUCAUUUGUGACGAAAAUAAGGACCAGUGGUACAAAAAAAUAGACGAAUGGACGAAAGUGUGCAUUGGGUGAGCUUAUGCUUGACUAUAUGAAGCUGGUUGGCACAGCUUUUGGCAUUUUGGUGUCAGAUUUCAUGGGAAAAGCUACUGCUGGUUGGUGAAAGGGCAACACAAAUUUAGAUGCUGAGGGUUCAAUUUAACAGCUGUGAAUCUCAAGUAAAAGAUCAUGACCCGGAUCUAUGGUUUUAUUGCUGCUCUGAAAGCACCUUCCUGUUCCGUUUAUUCUGUGGCUGUCAGGUCUUCGAAGAAGGGUGAGCAUAGUUUAAUUUUCCUUUUAAAACGUGAAAAUGAUAAAACGUCAGGUGUUAUAGAACUAAUUGAUUCACUUCAUUCACAUGUAACAGAUUGUGUUUCGCCUUUGUGGUUCAGCUGAAGUGUUCCAAAAACGGCGUUAUCCCUGCAGUACAAUAGUUAGAUGUUCAUGAAAUACUGCAUUGCAUCACAAAUGCUUGGCAUAGUUCUGACUAGUAGCAAACAAACUGCUUGCUUAGGCCAAUCAUUAAUUGCUCAACAUCGUCAACAGCAUAUAGAGGAGGCUUUCUCAUCAUGCUGACACACUAAGGUGUCACGGGGUGUGAAAGCAUGUAACAGUUGUUGAUGGGCAAAGUGUUUUGACUGCAUCAGCCUUGCUUAAUUAUAGGGAAAGUGGAAAUGUACUAGACACAUGCUUUGUGUGUUCGCAAGUAAAGACAUCAACAAUGCUAUAAAGUUGUGUGACGAUAGCUGAAUUGCACAUUGCAUGAUCUCGUUUUUUGCUUUGUUUUGUUUUUUUGUCUUUGGCAACAAUGCAGAAUGUGUGAAUAUUAAUGGAAAGUCGGAUGAAAUGAGUUUGACCUUGAAAGUGGGCAAUGUAUAUGCAAUCAGCACUUAAAACUCCCAAUGUUAACGUGUUUAUUAGUACAAACCCUAAGACCCCCCCCCCCCCCCCAAAAAAAAAGUAUACAAUUUACUGGAGUGAGUGUUGAAACAAUGUUUUAUACCGGGAAGCAGAUGUGUCAAGAGAAUGAGAAGCAGCCACUAAUUGUGGGCCUUGCUGCCUGCUGAUGUCAUUAGUCACUAAAGUUGAGUUCCCUUUUACACAGUUUAUGUUGUCAUAUUUUAUCGUCUAUUACACAACCACAUUUCAUUAAUUCUUACGUAAAGCUGUACUUUAUGUUAAGAAGACUUAUCACGCAUUCUAAUAACAAAAAAGGUUGCCAUUUUGUUCCUCAAACUCUCUACCUUUCCUGAAGCUAUGUGCCAACCUGAAUUUUUAUGACAAUUGGAAACAUCUGGUACCCCCUCCCCCACUAGAGACAAACAUCUGGUUGACACAUGCUCCCCAUGCUCAUCAAUCGUUUGAAACCCUUUUCACAGCACAACAAGCAACACCUAGGCCGACAUAUUGUUCUACAUUGUGCUUUUCCAAAUAGUUGUGGUCACAAGAAUUGUUUACACUCUCAAACUUCCUGUAGUACUUCGUUUAGCCAAAUUAUUCCUGGAAAAGAGCAAACAACAAACCAUCAGAUCGUCUCUGGUUUUCCGGGAUGGAAUGUGUUUGACCUUGAAAGUAGGCGAUGUAUAUACAAGCAGCACUUAAAGACCCAAUGUUAAUGUAUUUAUUAGUACAAAUUAGCUGAAUAAGAGCACAAAGACAACAAUGAAUUAAGGCCAACACUGUUCCCCCAUAUAUUUGCUUUUUGGGAGAGGGGGAGUUAUUUGCUGAAAAACUCACCUAUUCGCUAUCAUAAAAUAUUCUUUCUGUUGA
Messenger RNA from Phyllopteryx taeniolatus (common seadragon), 5585 nucleotides. It is a transcript of the gene nol6, whose product is annotated as nucleolar protein 6 (RNA-associated). The coding region runs from base 125 to 3259 and encodes 1044 amino acids. The record is from RefSeq and is a predicted model, not a curated record. The transcript is spliced from 24 exons. Gene Ontology annotation, biological process: tRNA export from nucleus; rRNA processing. Lineage: Eukaryota; Metazoa; Chordata; Actinopteri; Syngnathiformes; Syngnathidae. Gene Ontology annotation, cellular component: CURI complex; small-subunit processome; UTP-C complex.